GUUCUAGAUCUCAUUCUUGCUGUCAUUCUUCCAAUUUGUCUCUCUCUUUCUCACGUUCCUGAUCUCACUUUCGUUCUAGAUCUCAUUCUUGCUGUCAUUCUUCCGAUUUUUCUCGUUGUUUCUCUCGUUCCUGAUCUCGCUAUCGUUCUUGCUCUCAUUCUUCCUAUUUGUCCUUCUCUUUCCCUUGUUUUUGAUCUCGCUUUCCUUCUUGAUCUCAUUCUUCCUUUUUGUCUCUCUCUUUGUCGCGUUCCUGAUUUUGCUCACGUUCUUGAUCUCGCUUUCGCUCUUGAUCUCAUUCUUCCUAGUUGUCACUCUCUUUGUCUCGUUCCUAAUGUUGCUCACGUUCUAGAUCUCAUACUUGCUGUCAUUCUUUCGAUUUGUCUCUCUCUUUCUAUCGUUCCACAUCUCGCUUUCGUUCCUGCUCUCAAUCUUGCUAUUUAUCUCUCUCUUUCUCACGUUCCUGAACUCACUCACGUUCUAGAUCUCAUUCUUGCUGCCAUGCUUCCGAUUUCUCUCUCUCUUUCUCUCGUUCCUGAUCUCGCUUCAUCACAUUCUUGCUGUCAUUCUUCCGAUUUGUCUCUCUCUUUCCCUUGUUGUGGAUCUCGCUUCGUUCUUGAUCUCAUUCUUCCUGUUUGUCUCUCUCUUUCUCUCGUUCCUGAUUUUGCUCACGUUCUAGAUCUCAUUCUUGCUGUCAUUCUUCCGAUUUGUCCCACUCUUUCUCUUGUUCCUGAUAUCGCUUUCCUUCUUGCACUCAUUCUUCCUAUUUGUCUCUCUUUUUCUCACGUUCCUGAUCUCACUCUCGUUCUAGAUCUCAUUCUUGCUGUCAUUCUUCCUAUUUGUCUGUCUCUUUCUCUAGUUCCUGAUUUUGCUCUCGUUCUAGAUCUCAUUCUUGCUGUCAUUCUUCCUAUUUGUCUCUCUUUUUCUCACGUUCCUGAUCUCACUCUCGUUCUAGAUCUCAUUAUUGCUGUCAUUCUUCCUUUUUCUUUCGUUCUUGAUCUCAUUCUUCCUAUUUGUCUCUCUCUUUGUCUCGUUCCUGAUUUUGCUCAAGUUCUAGAUCUCAUUCUUGCUGUCAUUCUUUUGAUUUGUCUCUCUCUUUCUCACGUUCCUGAUCUCACUCUCGUUCUAGAUCUCAUUCUUGCUGUCAUUCUUCCUAUUUGUCUCUUUCUUUCUCUCGUUCCUGAUUUUGCUCUCGUUCUAGAUCUCAUUCUUGCUGUCAUUCUUCCUAUUUGUCUC
Protopolystoma xenopodis is the source of this 1233-nucleotide messenger RNA. The record is from the annotation of a GenBank genome assembly. NCBI's taxonomy places the organism in Eukaryota, Metazoa, Platyhelminthes, Monogenea, Polystomatidea, Polystomatidae.